AAAACAUUGAAAAAGCUUCCUCUCGUGAAAUUUAUUUAUUUCGCUAAUGAGAGACUUUCUCCUAAACUUCCUCUCCAGCAAAAAAUGUACUGAUUAGAAAUUAUUCAUAUAUAGUCAUUAAAAGAUAAUGAAAAAGAAAGAAAAAAAAAGUUACAUUUUUAUUAAAAUUUUCUCGCGUUUUUCCGGAGUUACAAUGUAGAUUUUUUACUACCAUUAAAUGUCAAUGAAAUAUCGUAUCCUAAGAUUUUUCUUGUAAACCUUUAAUAAUUAUUAUAAGAAUUAGGUUUAUAUUUUAAAUUCAAUAAAAUUAUUUUCAAUGAAUGAUCAUAAAUGUGACUUUAUAUUUUUUAUUUUUAAUUAUUUAUAAUAACUGUUUAAAAUAAAAAUUUUUCAUCAUUAAAUAAAAAAAUCAAUUUGCAUAAUUUUUUUACUUUUUUUUACUUUGGCUCCAUCUAUCCGUUUUUUUUUAAACUUGAAAAUAUAUAACACAUGAUACAUACAUACAUACAUAUGUAUGCACACAUACUAUAUGUAUAUUAUCACAAAACUCAUGCAUGGCUUUGUGAGUACGUAGAACUGUUUCAAGUGACAGUUCAAAUGUAUACAGGAUAAAAUAAUAAUAAUAGUAUACAGUAAACAUAAAAUGUUAUAUUUUUACACAAGUAGUUGUGUAUUAAAUAACAAUACAUAGAUGUUGUUUAUUUCAAGUAAAUUAAUAACGUGGCAUUUAAAAUAUGCCUCAACAAAAUCCAUCAGAUCAGUAUUCUACUGGGGUCGGGUUGAUUUAUAUUUUUAAUUUAAUUGUUGGAACUGGUGCAUUGACAUUGCCAGCUGUUUUUAGUAGAGCAGGAUGGCUUCUUGGAACUCUAGUUAUUGUAACUCUUGGCUUUAUCAGUUUCAUCACAGUAACAUUUGUGAUAGAAUCUAUGGCAUCAGCAAAUGCCAUAAAUGUUUGGCUGAAAAUAAAAGCAAAAAAAAAAGCUCUUCAUAGAAUUGGUGAAGCUGAAUUUGUUGAUUCUGAUUCAGAGGAAACACCACUGGUUGUUGAAUCAUCUGUAACAAAUGAUGAUGCUGAAAUAACAUCUAAAUUCUAUACAAUAAAUGAUAAAAUAGAAAUAGGUGAAAUGGCAUCAAUAUUUUUUAACAAACUGGGAAUUUCAAUGUUUUACAUUUGUCUAGCCGUUUAUUUAUACGGUGACUUGAGUAUUUAUGCAGCUGCUAUUGGAAAAUCAUUAGCAGAUGUUGCUUGCAAUUAUUUACCAGCAAAUUUAACAUGUAAUGAUACAAUACCAGAUAAUGUAUCCUGCUGGGAAGGUUCAUCUGUCACAAGAUUUGAUGCUUAUCAAAUAUCUUUGACAACUUUCAUCUUGCUGCUCGGUCCAUUUGUAUUUUUUAAUAUUCAAAAAACUAAAUACCUUCAAGUAUUAACGUCAAUAAUGCGUUGGCUAGCAUUUACAAUAAUGAUUAUUUAUGCACUAAGAAUUCUUAUUGUCAAUGGUCCUCAAGCAUCACCUCCAGCUGCUAAUGUGAAUGGUAUCCCGGGACUUUUUGGAGCUUGUAUUUAUUCAUUUAUGUGCCAUCAUUCACUACCGGCGUUAGUAGCCCCAAUAACAAAUAAAAAAAAAUUAAAUCGUUUUUUAUUAUUUGAUUAUACAUUAAUAGCAGGUUUUUAUUUAUUACUAGCAAUUACGGGUGCUUUCUCUUUUGCUCAUCUCGACGAUUUAUAUACCCUAGAUUUUGGGCCUCGCGGCGCUGGUGACUGUUCCAAAAACACAAAUAUUUUUUUAAUUAUUAUUGAAUACUUUCUUGCUUUAUUUCCCGUGUUUACAUUAUCAACUAGUUUUCCUAUAAUAGCAAUAACAUUGAGAAACAAUUUAUCAUCACUGUUUCUUAAUAACACAACAGUAUACACUUUAUGUCUUCGUAAAAUAUUAUUUCCAUUUUUAGCAAUAAUUCCCCCUUAUGUUAUUGCAAUGUCAACUAAAAAUUUGUCAUUUCUUGUUGGAAUUACGGGUUCAUAUGCUGGUGCAGGUAUACAGUAUAUAAUACCAACAUUUUUAGUUUAUUAUGCUCGUAAAAAAACUUGUAAUAUUAUUGGUGUUAAUGUUAUAAAUAAUUUUAAAAGUCCAUUUAUUAGUAAUUAUUGGCUUUGGUUCGUUUUUAUAUGGUCUGUUGUUUGUAUGAUUUUAGUAACUGUUAACUUUGCUGAGCAUCAUUUUUAAUUUAUUUUUUUAUUAUUAUUAUUUUUUUUUUACUUGCAUUUUAUACUGAAAUAAAUAUAAAUAAUUUUUGAUGUACUAUUAAGGGCAUUAUCAGAUAGUGUCCCCCAAUUACUCGGAGUUCCGGAAUUUUAGAAAACUCUGCAUACUGAGUAAACAAGGAGUUUGGAUUUUCAGUGAAGUGAUUUCAGAGUGAUCUGGAUUUUAUUUAAAUCCGCGUUCACUCCGCAAAAUUUUUAGAAUGCGAUCGUAUUAAAAUUUUAUUAAUCAAUUUUAAAAAAAUAAAAAAUUAAAGCAUUAAUUGAAAAAAAAAAAUAACCUGAUUACAAUUUCUCCAAAAUAUAGGCCAGUAUUCAUAGUUAGACCUUACGACAUAAGAUAUUAUUUAGCAUGAGUAAGACGAUCAUGAGCUGUAAGUUCUGACUAUGAAUACCGACCAUAGAAUUAAAAAAAAAAAAUUACUUACAGUUGUCAUCAAUUAGAAGUUAAAGGAAAUUUAGUAAAAAAAAGUUUGGCUUACAAAAUUUUAAUAAAAUUAUAAUAAAGUAAUUUUUUAAAUUUAUAUCUCGGUAAAAUUGUAUCUGCGUUGUCCUUUUUUUAAUUAAUGCUUUAAUU
Microplitis demolitor is the source of this 2834-nucleotide messenger RNA. Its product is annotated as transmembrane protein 104 homolog. The record is from RefSeq and is a predicted model, not a curated record. The coding region runs from base 735 to 2222 and encodes 495 amino acids. The transcript is spliced from 6 exons. Lineage: Eukaryota; Metazoa; Arthropoda; Insecta; Hymenoptera; Braconidae.